GGGCACCUUUCACCAGUGACAACAUGAAAUGGAAAAAUAAGGAGCCAAAACAGUCGAUCUCUAGUGUUACGUCGAUGUCAUUCUUAUCAGACGAAAACCUCACCUUUCACCGUUUCUCCGAUGGAACCAUCUCGUUCACAUCUGAGCGUAAAAAAUCGAUGCAAAACGUACUAGACGGUGGAGGAGGCGGUGCACCCAUGAUGACCAUGAUCAACGGUUCCAACCCAAAACAGACUGUUCCAGCUUCGGCGGCCAUCGGAGCCGGCGAUAACCACCGCACCAUGAACGGCGCAGGAGGACAAACUCACACUAUCGAGCGGACGCGAAAACACUCCUACACACAGGCAACGACGGGAUCGUCCCCGAUCUGGACGACAAAUGCAUCCUUCAACAACUACACCACCAACACCAUCACCAACAGCAACCGACGGCAUGCAGGCCGCCCGCAUAGCAUUGCACCCGGUGGCGAAGCUACCGAUGGCGAAGGCGGUGGCUCCACAACGACAGCCGGCAUUCCGACGCUGGGCGAUCUGCGCUACCUAUCCUCGCCCUCGACGAAUCCGAACAACUCGAGCGUGAUUCAGAACGGGUCUACCGUGAAGCUCAUCUCUACCAAAGUCAGCGCCAACACCGUUGCACCAAGCGAUGAUCAGUCAAACAAGCAGUCAAGAUCAUCUAUAUUCCGCGGUGUGAUACUAUGUCUCUGCUUGAACCUUACCUUCGCCAACGUGGUCCGGUUCCCGCGGGAACUGCAGCUGCAUGGAUCUGCCUUCCUAGUACCUUACGUUAUACUGCUCCUUCUAGUCGGCCUCCCGGUGGUACUGCUCGAAAUAUCGCUGGGCCAGUUUCUCGGCCAAGGUUCGGCACACAUGUGGCGGGCAGCUCCCUUUCUGAAGGGUGCCAGUUUGGUGGGACGUAUUGCUUCGUGGCUGGCGGCGAUAUGGACAUCGAUGCAAUCCGUGAUUGCACUGCUCUACAUCGGAAUGCUAGCAUUCAAAUCUGUGCCAUUGCGGGAGUGCUCGAAAUCGGUUACGAUCAACCCGCAAGCCAUUUAUAAUGGAUACGACGUACAGCAAAGCAGUGGACAGGAAUGUUUGAAAUUAACAUUUCUCCGUCCAGUGUGGAGAAGCUCGCUGUACUUUGGUUUGCUGGCGUUGAGUCUGAUACUGCUGUGGGUCAUAUCGAUGGUGUGUACGCACAGCGGGAAAAUCAAUCGCCGAUCGAUUUACCUGUUCGGCUUUGUAGCGCUCGUAGUGCUGAUCUUCGAAACCGGCUGGGAAGUGACGAAAGCGAUCAACGAGCAAUACUUCCCCGAUCUGUGGCCCUUCCAUCCGGAAUCGUUUGCAGACAGCACGGUGUGGUUUAAUGCGCUGGUGCAGGUGAUCUACUCGCUGAACAUUGGUUUCGGAGCGGUCCCGGUACUGACGGGCAAGUUCCUCUACAAAGGGGAUGCGAUUAAGACCUCAUUCGUGUACAUGUUCUUCAACAUACUCAUAACGGCGAUCGCAGUGUUGUUCUACGUGUUUCAAUUCAACAACAGCUUCACCGAGUCACAUCCCUUUUAUCCGGAGCUGAGCACCCUUACCGUGAUAUACGAUCGAGCAAUCAGCGUACAGGAGUCGGACCCAACGCUCCAGCGGCUUAUACCAGCGCUGUCCUACACGAUGAUCUUCAUUUCGUCGUUAGUAUCGAUCGUCAUCUACAUUUACACUUCGACCCGGAUCAUCCGGAAGCAUCCGAACUACACGGUGUGUCUGGCGGGUUUGGUGGUUGCUAUUGCCGGUCUGCUCUGUCCCAACUACAUCUUCCCGCGCAUCCUUGAUACCCGCAUCGUAGGUUCGCUGGCCGUGUGUGCAAUGAUAUUUGAGAUUAUCCUCAUCAUCUGGGUGUAUGGAUCGAAGAAUCUGUACACCGAUCUCGAGUUCUCGCUUGGCCGGCCGGUGCUGAAGGCGUGGCUGUUUAUCUGGGGCUUCAUUCCGGUGCUGCUGAUGGCGCUGCUUUGCUGGUGGUCGAUCACGUACUAUGACAGUGAUCUGCUGAUCGACUACUUCCCCAAGUGGUUACCGGUUGUGUUUAGUUUGACGGUGAUUGUGCUGCUGGCUUGUGUCGAAAUCAGUAAGCAGGUUGACUACAACGUAUUCAGCAUGAUACAUGGGGCAACUAAACCGUCAAAGGAUUGGGGUCCAGCCGAUCCACUGGUACGUCACGCCUGGAAGCAGUGGAAAUCCGUCUGCGAAGAUACGGGCGAGCGUGACUUUACGCUGCGACGACGUGGCACUAAAGACUACACCAACUCGAUCAAAAAGGGCCAGUACACGCACUCGCAUAAGUACGGUGCAUCCUCAAACCGUAACCUCUCGACGGCGGGAAGCAAUUCGCCAAACUACAGUGGAUCCGUGUUUGGUGAUUCGGCCAUCGAAGAAGACAUGAGUGUGGAAAAGUAUCCGCACUACAACAAACACUCCUCCCAGCAGCAGCAGCACACGACGGGAGUUCAUGGGGCUUACGGUUUGGAUACACCACCCCCGUUACCACCGCUUCCACUUACAGAAACUACCGACGACAGUUCGCCACGCAUUUCGGCCAGCUCGCGAAAGUCUUCCCGUGCGACGGAUCACACCAAGCGCACGCCAAGCGAACGAAGCCAAGCGGAUCUGUUGCCCAAUUUGCGCAAAACGUCCGACAACAGCUUCGGAUCGCGUAUCGACAUUAUGCCCACGGACGACGAAGUAACGACCGCGUUCGGGCGCAGUACCGCCAUCGUGCGCAAUCCGCUUGCUAAAGGAGGUCACCAAAAUCAUCAGAAUCUAGCCGCAGCACGGCACUAUCACCAUCACCAUCAUCUAAGCUCAGCACCGAACGGCAACGGUAUGGUGCCGGUUCACAGUAGUAGUGCCAAACAGAAUGCCGUAUCCUACCAUCAGGAUGGUGGUGGACCGGCACCGAGAAGCAACGGUACGUCCACCGAUAAUGACCGACUGCCGGGAUACAAUCGGGACAUUUUCAUCAGCAAUGGGCACGCACCGACCGGUGGUGGCGAUCAUAUCUGUUGGCGGAAGUUUUCGAUCAAUUCGGAAGAAUACUCGACGGAGCUGUAAAAGGG
Messenger RNA from Anopheles maculipalpis, 3103 nucleotides. It is a transcript of the gene blot, whose product is annotated as sodium- and chloride-dependent neutral and basic amino acid transporter B(0+). NCBI's taxonomy places the organism in Eukaryota, Metazoa, Arthropoda, Insecta, Diptera, Culicidae. The transcript has 8 exons. Bases 24 to 3098 code for a protein of 1024 amino acids. The record is from RefSeq and is a predicted model, not a curated record. Gene Ontology annotation, cellular component: membrane. Gene Ontology annotation, biological process: sodium ion transmembrane transport.